Messenger RNA from Trachemys scripta elegans, 1491 nucleotides. It is a transcript of the gene PLEKHJ1, whose product is annotated as pleckstrin homology domain containing J1. The record is from RefSeq and is a predicted model, not a curated record. Gene Ontology annotation, cellular component: trans-Golgi network; early endosome; recycling endosome. Bases 71 to 520 code for a protein of 149 amino acids. NCBI's taxonomy places the organism in Eukaryota, Metazoa, Chordata, Testudines, Emydidae. Gene Ontology annotation, biological process: endosome organization; receptor recycling; retrograde transport, endosome to Golgi. The transcript has 7 exons.
CAGGUGCGCGCGGGGCGGGCCGGGGAUGCGGCGGCCGUAGGGAGCGCGCGGGGGGCGGCGGGGCCUCGCCAUGCGCUACAGCGAGCGGGAGCUGCUGUCCCUGUCCCGGCAGCCGGCCGAGAAGGCGGCGGAGAUCCUGAUGCGGGUGCCCAAGAAGGGGAGCGUGCUGAAGAAACGCCUCGUGAAGCUUGUUGUCAACUUUCUCUUCUACUUCCGAACAGAUGAAGCGGAGCCAAUUGGAGCUUUGCUGUUGGAGCAUUGUAAAAUCACCAAAGAAGAGGAGAAUGUCUUUUCAAUCAGUUUCAUUGAGGAACCGGACAGGAAAUAUUUCUUUGAAUGUGACACCGAGGAGCAAUGCCAGGAGUGGAUUGAGGCGCUCCGAAGAGCCAGCUACGAGUUCAUGAGAAGAAGUUUGAUUUUCUAUCGGAAUGAGAUUCAGAAGAUGACAGGGAAGGACCCCCUGGAGCAGUACGGAAUCUCCGAGGAAGCCCGAUUCCAGUUGGGAACACGCAAGCUCUAACCUGGCAGCCUCCGCCCCCACCCACCCACCCACCCCCAGUGGGGCUUAACUGGCAUUCAGCCACCUCUUUGUGGGGUGAAAACACCAACCCCCUGCUGGGGGGAGCGCCUGGGACCAAGUGACUUAUUUAUGGGCCAGAUCAUUUGUAUGUUUUUUUUGUUUUUUUAAUGGAUUUAUUGCACACUCCCCUUCCUGUUUGUCUUCAGCCCCUCGGAGCUCCCAUCUCCCUGCUGGGUUGUAGAAGCAGCAAGUCUUAACUGGCCACUGCUGUGUCAGCUUUAACUUGAUCGACCAUAAAACUGCUAGGCUGAGGGACAUAGGGGCUGCCCCGUCCUUAGAUGCUUGCUGCGAGGGCUGCUGAAAGCCCCCAUCAGGAGUUCCAGGGGUCCGGGGAUUUCAGCUAUGAUGCCGAUGUGGAAACAAGGCUGGUCUCCCUGCCCCCAUGGGAGCAGCCCAGGGGUCUUCCAGCAUGUGGUGCCAUUAUAAGGCAGGGAUAAUCCGGUGUAGAGGGCCAGUGCCUGUUUUAUGCCAAAAACAUGCCCCUAGUGGCAGCAUUUCUGCUGGGAAUGGCCUCAGGGCUUUGGCCAGCCAGCUCUGCAGAGAGCCUGCCGUACCCCCUGGUGGCUGGAGUUUGUCACCUGGGUGCUCUGAGCCAAGGGGCGGCUCAUGCCCUGUUGGCUUUUGGAAAACUGGCUAAUCUCAAAGGGAGGACGAGGCUCUUGCUUUAAGGGGGUGUUUUUUGGCUGAGCGCCUGAUUCCUUUGCUCACAGUGGUGGGGUCCUGGGCCUUGAAAUGCCAGACGCGCCCUCACUUUAACUCUGUCGGGCCCACUCCAGCCGCUAGAUCUGCACAGAGCAGCUGGUUCAGGUAGGGGAAGCCCUCCUCUGUUCUGGAUGGCAACCCCCAGCUGGAGGGGGGAGGAACUGGCCCUUACUCUAAACAGGGUUAACUUCUGUCACGUUACUGCAGGG